Messenger RNA from Knipowitschia caucasica, 1080 nucleotides. The record is from the annotation of a GenBank genome assembly. Lineage: Eukaryota; Metazoa; Chordata; Actinopteri; Gobiiformes; Gobiidae.
AUGCCAGGCUCAGAUAAAGAAACGGACCUUACGGAGAGAAUAGAGGCGUUUUUGUCCGAACUAAAACGUGGUGGCUGCGGGACCGGACCUCUUCGUGGUUCGUCAGAGACCGCCCGAGAAACUACAGCCCUGCUCCGCCGCAUCACUGCCCAGGCACGAUGGAGCAGUGCAGGUGAUCUCAUGGAAAUAAUCAGAAAAGAAGGGAGACGAAUGACUGCUGCCCAGCCGUCUGAGACCACUGUAGGCAACAUGGUCCGACGUGUCCUGAAGAUCAUCAGAGAGGAGUAUGCCAGGUCUCGAGGAAGCAGUGAGGAGGCAGACCAACAAGAAUCUCUUCAUAAGCUCUUGACUUCAGGCGGACUCAGUGAAGAAAACUUCAGACAGCAUUUUGCUCCGCUGAAAGCUAAUGUCAUUGAAGCAAUCAAUGAGUUAUUAACAGAACUAGAGGGAACCACGGACAACAUUGCGAUGCAGGCUUUGGAACACAUUCACUCCAAUGAGGUCAUCAUGACGAUUGGACGCUCACGCACAGUGGAAGCAUUUCUCAAAGAUGCUGCACGCAAGCGCAAGUUUCAUGUAAUUGUAGCUGAGUGCGCCCCCUUCUGCCAGGGACAUGAGAUGGCCACCAGUCUUUCAAAAGCUGGCAUUGAAACCACAGUAAUUGCAGACGCUGGUAUAUUUGCAGUUAUGUCUCGUGUCAACAAGGUCAUCAUUGGGACUCAAACCGUGCUGGCCAACGGAGGGUUAAGGGCUGUGAAUGGGACGCACACGCUCGCCCUCGCAGCCAAGCACCAUUCAACACCACUUAUUAUUUGUGCUCCAAUGUUUAAGCUUUCGCCCCAAUUUCCAAAUGAGGAAGACACGUUUCAUAAGUUUGUUUCUCCUCAAGAAGUGCUUCCUUUCACUGAAGGUGAAAUAUUAUCGAAAGUGAACGUGCACUGCCCAGUCUUUGACUACGUCCCCCCCGAGCUCAUAACUCUGUUCAUUUCAAACAUCGGAGGCCAUGCACCGAUCUUGUGUGGCGUGCGCUGUGUGCAGGUGGAUGAGGCGGCUCCAUCUGCUGCCUUCACUGAUGAGUAA